AUGGAUAACAAGGUUAUAGAAAAUAAAGAUGACCCUAGAGCAUUCACCAUCCCUUGCAGAAUUGGGACACAUGAAUUUAAAAAAGCUCUGUGUGACCUUGGUGCGAGCAUCAACCGAAUGCAUUUUGUCAUCUAUAAGAAGCUUAGAUUGGAUACCCCUACAUCGUCCUCUAUGCAAAUUUUCAUGGAAGACUGGUCCAUCUUAAGAAUGGUGGGAAUUUUGUUUGAUAUCCUUGUCAAAGUGGAUAAGUUUAUACUCCCGGCAAACUUUGCGGUAGUGGAUUAUAAAAUGGACAAAGAUGUACCUAUCAUCCUUGUCCGCCUUUCCAUAGACACUGGGAGAGAUAUUAUUGAUCUAGAGAUAGGGGAGAUGAAGUUUAGUGUGCAAAUGGAUGAGGUCUUUUUCAAAAUUUGCAAGUCAAGAAAGAAAACUACGGAGUUGCAAGUAAUAUCCGUGGUGGAUGUUGAAAAUGAGAAGAGGAAUAAGAAGGAGUUUGAAUACCCACCUUGA
Messenger RNA from Capsicum annuum, 510 nucleotides. RefSeq lists its product as uncharacterized. The transcript has a single exon. The record is from RefSeq and is a predicted model, not a curated record. NCBI's taxonomy places the organism in Eukaryota, Viridiplantae, Streptophyta, Magnoliopsida, Solanales, Solanaceae. The coding region runs from base 1 to 510 and encodes 169 amino acids.